GCUGAUCAUAAACACACUCGCGACUAUUUAAAUAAUCAUUACAGAAAAUACUGCGCUGCUAUCGGGGUUCAGUGAUUAUAAUGCCAUGAUGAAGAUUGCCUUAUUCAUGUAUUAUAGAGUGUUUUCAUGUUUGGGACUAUAACUGCCAGAACGGAGACGCGGGAAGCAUUCCUCGGAAUAAUCUCGUUAUUUCUGCUGUGGCGGUUUUAAUGACGGUUGGUGACGGUUACGCGCUCACCUCGCGCUCGGAUCUGAAUGAUGUGAAAUCGCCGAUGCGCCGCUGACUGAACCGAAGAGAACCGAACCGAAACCCUGGAGCGGUCGAACUGCGACUCUCGCUGGACUGAUCGAGCUGAUCGGAUGGAUUGAUCAGGAGCAGCUCAGGAUGAGUGUGGGAGUUCAGAGAGUUCUGGCACCGCUUCUGCUGCUGCUUCUCCUGGGAUCUUCAACACCAUCCAGGGAACAUCAGGUAGUGCGCGAGGUGCGUUCGGGCACGUGUGAGGUGGUGGCGCUGCAUCGCUGCUGCAACAGGAACAAGAUCGAGGAGCGAUCGCUGACGGUCAAGUGCUCCUGCUUUCCGGGACAAGUGGCGGGAACGACCCGAGCGGCUCCGUCCUGCGUCGACGCCUCGAUCGUGGCGCAGAAGUGGUGGUGUCAGAUGCAGCCGUGUCUGGAUGGAGAGGAGUGUAAAGUUUUGCCGGAUCUCGGAGGCUGGAGCUGCGCCACCGGGAACAAGAUCAAGACCACCAAGAUUUCCCCGGACCGGGAUCAGCUCUGGUGACCACUGGAAACUGGAUACAGACUCCUGGACGCUCUGGAUUAUAUCACUAGAGACUCGAUGAACUCUCAGAUCACGAACACCGGCUGACGGACGUUUGCUUCCUGUGUUUAUAAUAUGAAUGUUCAUGUAUCCUCAUAUCAAGUAAGACCACUGCAGGUUUUUCUGUACGUAAACGAUGCAUUUGCUCAUAAUAAACUACGAUUGUCUUAAUCUAGCUAGCAAGUCUUUACUGU
Pimephales promelas (fathead minnow) is the source of this 1014-nucleotide messenger RNA. NCBI's taxonomy places the organism in Eukaryota, Metazoa, Chordata, Actinopteri, Cypriniformes, Leuciscidae. The record is from RefSeq and is a predicted model, not a curated record.